This is a messenger RNA of Gopherus evgoodei (Goodes thornscrub tortoise), 4480 nucleotides long. It is a transcript of the gene GALC, whose product is annotated as galactosylceramidase. Lineage: Eukaryota; Metazoa; Chordata; Testudines; Testudinidae. Gene Ontology annotation, cellular component: lysosome. The record is from RefSeq and is a predicted model, not a curated record. The transcript is spliced from 17 exons. Bases 60 to 2141 code for a protein of 693 amino acids. Gene Ontology annotation, molecular function: galactosylceramidase activity. Gene Ontology annotation, biological process: galactosylceramide catabolic process.
AUAUGACAAUGGCUGGCGGAUGGUUGUAGCAGAGUUGCUGUAGGAACGGGCUGGCUGCUAUGGACGCUGCUGGAGGGAGGCGCGUACGGUGUCCGGAUUCCCCUCGCCGGGCUGGCGCUCCCUGUGGGCGGGCUCUGCUGUGGGGCUGGGCCCUGCUGGGCUGCGCCUGGGGCCCUCGCCCCCCGGGGGCUGCUGCCGCCCCUUUCCUAGCCGGCUACGCGCUGGACGAUUCGGGCGGGCUGGGCCGUGAGUUCGACGGCAUCGGGGCCGUGAGCGGCGGAGGGGCCACCUCUCGACUUCUGGUGAAUUACCCAGAGCCUUAUCGCUCUCAGAUUUUAGAUUAUCUGUUUAUGCCAAAUUUUGGUGCCUCUUUGCAUAUUCUGAAAGUAGAGAUUGGUGGUGAUGGACAGUCAACAGAUGGUACUGAACCCUCCCACAUGCACUAUGAAAACGAUGAGAAUUAUUUCCGGGGCUAUGAGUGGUGGCUAAUGAAAGAAGCUAAAAAGAGGAACCCCAACAUUAAAUUGAUUGGGUUACCUUGGGCAUUUCCUGGAUGGAUAGGGAGGGGUCAGAACUGGCCCUAUAAUCAUCCGGAUGUCACUGCUUACUAUAUUGUUUCCUGGAUUCUAGGCGCCAAGCAGUAUCACAAUUUGGACAUUGAUUAUAUUGGGAUAUGGAAUGAAAGGUCAUUUAGUAGCAAAUAUAUCAAGCUAUUAAGGUACACCUUGGAUAAACAAGGUCUGCAGCGGGUGAGGAUCAUAGCUAGUGAUAACAUGUGGGAGCCAAUUUCCUUUUUCAUGAUGUUCGACUGUGAACUCCAUCAAGUGGUCGAUAUCAUAGGGGCUCAUUAUCCUGGAACAAGAACAGUGCCUAAUGCCUUAGCAACUCAGAAGAAACUAUGGGCUUCGGAAGACUAUAGCACUUUCAAUGAUGAAGUGGGUGCAGGCUGCUGGGCUCGGAUCCUGAACCAGAACUAUGUGAAUGGAAAUAUGACCUCCACCAUUGCUUGGAAUUUAGUGGCUAGUUAUUAUGAAGAUUUGCCAUUUGGUCGAGAUGGAUUAAUGACAGCGCAAGAGCCAUGGAGUGGCUAUUAUGCAGUGGAAGGUCCCAUCUGGAUCACAGCACAUACAACUCAGUUUACCCACCCUGGCUGGCAUUACCUGCAGGUGGAUGGACGUUUAGAACACGGUGGCAGCUAUGUAGCUCUGACCGAUGGCCUAGGCAACCUUACUAUCAUCAUUGAAACUAUGACUUAUCGCCACUCUCAGUGUAUCAGGCCUCCACUGCUUCCCUUCAUUGUGUUACCUCAGAAAGCAACUUUCUACCUCAAAGGAUCCUUUCAUAAAGUGACAAUCUUGAAAAUGUGGUAUACCAAGCUUGGCUUCAAAUCUGCAAAUUCCACCUUAUUCCAUCCUCUUCCUCCUGUAAAGGUACAUGAAGGGAUGUUCAGUUUAAAUCUGGAUGUGGAUGAAGUCUACACGUUAACUACCCUCACGACAGGCCGGAAAGGCACUUACCCAGAUCCUCCCCAGUCCAAGCCUUUUCCUUCAAAUUACAAGGAUGAUUUCAACAUUCGUAAUCCGCCCUUUAGUGAAGCUCCACAUUUUGCUGAUCAGACAGGGGUAUUCGAGUACUUUGUCAACACUUCUGAUCCAGGGGACCACAUUUUCACACUCCGCCAGGUGGUGGUUCAGCGACCCAUCACCUGGGCUUCUGAUGCAGACCAGGCCAUCAGCAUUAUAGGAGACUUUAAAUGGGUAAAUGUGUCGAUAACUUGUGAUGUCUACAUAGAGCACCUGGGCAACGGUGGUGUGUUCAUUGCAGGAAGAGUAAACAAUGGCGGGAUAUAUGUUAGACAUAGCAAAGGACUCUUCUUCUGGGUGUUUGCAGAUGGCACCUACCAGGUCACUGGUGAUCUCUCUGGAAAGGAAGUCCUGAUGAAAGGAAUGUCUGGUGUGCGAGCCAGAGUAUGGCACACACUCACUCUGAAUCUCAAGGGUUCUUCUGCCUCAGGAUCACUCAAUGGUUAUCCCCUCUGGGAGAACGUCACCUUAUCUGAGACAAGUCAUGGCUGGGCGGCUAUUGGAACACGCUCCUUUGAAUUUGCACAGUUUGACAAUUUUCACAUUGAGGCCAGUUGAGGUUGCUGGCCUACUAAGACAAGCCAGUUGUUUUAUUACUACUUUGAAUCGGAGCCAGUUCAAACUUUGGAGAUAACUUGUAAAUAUUAUUUUGAGGUUGAUCUGUUGGCCAGUGUUCUAAAUUCCACCUUUUAUUUAUUACUGUUUGUUAGAAAUUUACUAGAGUAGGUAUGUGUACACAUGCCUGUGACUUAACCAAAAGGAUGCGCUGGGAUUUUGCCCUUUAAUUUUCAGAGAUAAGUUUUUGUUUAAAUUAGAGAUGGCAAACAGGAGCCAUGGAUUAAAACCUUCUUGAAUUUUUGUAAUCGGAACGCCCCAGUUCACUUGUGAGCCAUUUUAAGAAAUUAACGUGCAGUAUGUAGAAGACCUCAGAAGCUUCAGUUUUAACACUUACCUGGUUCUGGUGUUUUCCUUUCACCAUCCAACUAAGAAUUAAACACCUAAAUUUAGUGAACAUAUUCCUAAAGUGUCACAUUUACUGUUCCCAAAUUCCCCUUUCAACAGAGUGCUUAAUUCUGUUACAGUAGAAAAAUAUUUGCCCUUUUCCCCCCUGCCAUAGUCUGAGGCUAGGGAAUACACAAUUGCAAGUGCAUUUGAAUUACUUCUCCCUGUUGUAAAUGAGAUCUGCAUUACCAGCCUUUAGAUAUUGAGGUAUAUUUUGAGGCUGUAUUUGUGCAUUGGAGUACAAGCGCAGCUGAUGGUUGAUUUGUCCAUUUAGGAAGUGCCUUAUUUUUAAACUACCUCUCUCAUUAAUGACAAAGUAGCAAUCCUAAAAGGUUUUUCAAGCAUCUUCCACUUAUGAUACAGGACUGUAUUCUAAAACAGAGACUAAAUGAAGUAUAAUUGCAUGUUAUAAAUCCUCAGGAGGAAAAAACUCUCUCCAUUUUGCUAUCAUUCCUUGGCUUUCCAAGUCACUGCAACAGCUGUAGAGUUAAUUUAUUCUUACAUGUAUAAGUGAGUCUUGAAGUACAGAGUGAGACUGUCAUAUAUUGCUACUCUAGAUUCUGUAGAUUCCUGCAUUUUUCUUCCUUUGUUUGUUCGUGUUCUGCUCGGCUCAGUUUGGAAAUAAUAACUUGGUGGUUCAAUGAGAUGUAUGUCAUCUUGUCAUGCCGGAAGGGAAAACUUUCCAUACCUCCUAAUUGAUAAAUGUUUACCAAAUUUCACUGUUUUAAUUGAGGAAAUCCAGUGAGACAAGAAUCUAACUCCAGAGGUGAUAACACACUUGAAACCUGGACAAGGACAUAUUUAUUAGGCAAUCUUCUGUCUUAGGAGACUGCCCCAAAGUAUCUCUAAACAUACUGAGCACAGUUCUGAUCCACUUUUAAUAAAGACUAAUUCUUAAGCAACUGAUUGUUCUGAAUGGUAGCUUAAGACAGGUAUAAUGUAAUUACAAGUAUUUUGCAGUUUGAAGAUUAUGGGAUAAUGGAGAGCAUUUUUUCAAAUAGCUUUUGGAGAAAAAUAUCUCAGAAUUCCAUCCUAACAUCCCACUCUAGCGAUUCUAAGAUUCCCACUCUAAGCAAUUAGUGACACUUCUUGUGACUAUUAGCAAAAGCCUUUAUACAUAGUCUCAUACAUUCAGUUAACCUUGAAAACAAUAAAUUUUAAAGUGAUUUUUAACUAUUGUCAUGGGCAUUAAGCAUGUUCGUUUUCAUUUGAUAAAUGAGAGAGAAUUUCUAGGCCAGUAUUCAGACUGUGGUGGCCUAGAUUUAAGUGCCUAACUUUAUAUUUAGAUACCUAAAUAAGUGGUCUGAUUUCCAGAGGGACGUCAGUGGGAGCUGCAGAUGUUCAGCACUUCCUAAAGUCAGGCCACUUGUGGGUCCCUAAAGUUGGACACCUAUUUGAGGAAUGUCUGUAAAUGAACGAGUUAUAAGAGAAAUUUGAAUUUGGCAGAACUGGAUAUAUGUUCCUAAUCGAAUAUUUCUGUAGCAAUUCUAGCUAACUCUAUUAGCUGCAGGGUGUGUACGCGUGGGUGAUGGAACAGCACUGAUGAUGCAAUUAUUCCAAAGAUUACAGUUUUUACAUUUUUGCACUAGUUAAUUAACAAUUUUACCGUUUUUACAUUAUGGACUAAAUGUGUUGUACAUUAUUGGGAGUAUAGUUUUUAUGUUAACUUUUAUAAAAUUAAAGUAAUAAGGGAUUUAAAAUGUUUUAAAUUAUUGUGAAUACUAUGUUUACUGAAGUUUUGUUGUGUAAUCAUCUUAUACAUCUGUAAUUCUUUCCCUUUGAAUGGAUUGUAAUGCACUUGGUGAUAGCAGAUAAGCUGUUAAGUGUUUCAGUAAGAGACAGACUUACAUAGUUGAUUAUAAAUACUAAUGAUUCCAAAUGAUCAAAUAAAACAC